GCCGUACUCUAAGCAGGUGUCAUGGCAUGCAAGCGAUGCACAAACCAGACUUGCAUGAUCCUGACAUACGCCAACGAGGAUAGACACCAUGUCAAUAAACAUGUAAACUAACAAUCCCUGUUCUAAUCUAUGAUAGGCCAUUUCGAUCUGGACGAACCUACUCGCGAGACCUUCUUUGCUAAUCGGUCCUCUUCCAAAUGGCCUGCUGGAGGCUAACCUGGUCAGCCUCUCAACCCCUCAGAUCAUAAGAAAUCAUGGCCCAUUAUCAGCCUGUUCUUCUCGUCGACCACACCUGCAACAUCUCCAGGCGAAUUGACAUCCAGGAUGGCACCUACUACGGUUCAAUCGUUCAACGUAUUCCCAACUGGUACCCCUCGUGUCACCUCGACCACUGUGACGGCCUCUCAGAAGCGUAUGGUGGCCAUCUCUGUCAUUACUUUUCUCGGAUUUUCACUUCUCUGUGCCGUCUACGUGAUCUAUUGUCGGGUCUCUUAUUGGCGCAAAGAAAAGGCUUUCCUCAAGGAUCACGAUGAUAUUUUCUUAUCCGACGACGACACUCCCAGAACUCCCAACUGGAAGUUGAGUCACGGUCAAACAUACAAGAACUUCGUGGCAGAAACGCCGGGCUCCGAGAAGACACUGGUUUCGAAAACACCUCUUAUCAAGAAACCAGCCCCCGCCAUCCCUCGUGCCCGUUCCGGAUCAACAUCACCCACGAUUCACGCGCAAAGGAGGGCUACCAAUCCUUUUGAAGAUCCUUAUACCAACUUCCCCUCUCGCGUAGUCCGCACAGCUAAAUUGGAUAGGACACCGCCCUCCCUCACUCACGACCGCCUGGCUGCCAUGAUGGUCGACCCCAAGCUGGCCCCUGUGCAAGGACCGCUUAUGCCGCUUCAGGUCCACACCAGCCCCGUCUCCCGAUCAUUGUUCGAAUACAAGGGCCAGAACAUCUCACGAUCUGCCCAACGGUCUCGAGACCCCGUCUCUCCCAAGUACAUUCAGGUCCUCAUCAAUCUUGAGGUUAUUUGGCCACGAGUUGGGCAUCGUUGUCUUUAA
Molecule: messenger RNA, 1056 nt
Organism: Serpula lacrymans var. lacrymans S7.9
Lineage: Eukaryota; Fungi; Basidiomycota; Agaricomycetes; Boletales; Serpulaceae
Exons: 4
Coding region: 325-1056 (243 amino acids)
Source: RefSeq, a predicted model, not a curated record